AUGAGCGACGUUUUCGAAGGGUACGAGCGCCAAUACUGCGAGCUAUCAACUAAUCUCACCAGAAAAUGCAAUUCGGCUUGUCUUCUAUCCCAAGGAGAUGAGAAGAAAGGAAAGCUUUCUGAGAUCAAAUCCGGAAUAGAUGAAGCGGAUGUAUUGAUCCGAAAAAUGGACCUCGAGGCGAGAAGUUUGCAGCCGAGUGCUAAGGCCUCUUGUCUUGCUAAACUAAGAGAAUAUAAAUCUGACCUGAACCAACUGAAGAAGGAGUUCAAGAGAGUUUCAUCACCAGAUGCUAAUCAAUCUUCCCGUGAAGAGUUGAUGGAAUCUGGAUUGGCGGAUCCGCAUUCGGUGUCUGCUGAUCAAAGAGAGAGAUUGACAAUGUCAGUGGAGAGGCUUGAUCGGUCUAGCGACAGAAUCAGAGAGAGUCGCAGAACCAUGCUGGAGACAGAAGAGAUUGGUGUCGCAAUUGUUCAAGAUCUGAGUCAGCAGCGGCAAACUCUCCUUCACGCACACACCAAGCUUCAUGGUGUGGAUGACGCCAUCGACAAGAGCAAGAAAGUGUUGACGGCCAUGUCAAGAAGAAUGACAAGGAACAAAUGGAUUGUUACUGCAGUAAUCGUGGCUCUCAUUCUCGCAAUUAUCCUGAUUAUUUCAUUCAAACUUUCUCACUAA
Molecule: messenger RNA, 669 nt
Organism: Arabis nemorensis
Lineage: Eukaryota; Viridiplantae; Streptophyta; Magnoliopsida; Brassicales; Brassicaceae
Source: the annotation of a GenBank genome assembly